UUAAUGAAUGGAGACAGUAGUAAGUGUUAGAUAUGGCGACGUACACGGAGUAUAAUCAAGCAAGUUCCGUGGAUUCUUACAGAAAUACUCCGAAACAGAAUAUUUCCUCUGGACGACCAAACUCUUCAGAGACACAUGUUAGUUUUAAUCAUAAAAAUAAAGAGGAGGAAAAAGACAAACGUCAGAAAUAUUUGACAGCUAAGUACGGACAACACCAAAUGAUGUUGAUUCGCAAAAGAUUGGCAGUAGAGGACUGGCUUUAUGAUAAGUUGAGAGAACUCCACAACUGUCAGGAGGACGACCAAGACCAUGACUGCAACUUAGAUCUUGAGGAUGUUUUAAAUCUUGACACAGACAUUGAAAGAAGAGAAUAUGCACAGAAAGAGCUGGUCACUGCACGGGUACCCAGGGAGGAAGUAGAGAGAUUUAUAGAUGAGCUGAUAAAGAAGUCAAAAACAUUGUAAGAACAGUAAAUCUGGUCUCAGUGUGUUUGUGAGUGAAUGCAAGAGACAGUGGAUUUAGCAUCAGGGACUUCAUACAGUUUUCGCAACAGGGAUUUUUAAGAUGUCAGACACUGUACACAAUUUUACUCUAUUCAGAAACAGUCAGCUGAUAACUGCUUCUAGAUUUAGUUUACUGAACUUUUGCAUUUAAAAAGGGUGUAUAUUUAUUUUCCUAAAAAUUAAGAUUAUCAUUGAAUUAAUAUAAUUUUGUUAGCAAUGUUCAAGGUACUAAAGCCAUCCAUAAGUAAAUAAUAUCAGUAUUAAUAAAUUGUUACAUCAUUUAGAAAGUUUAAUAGCUAAUAUAAAAAAUUCAGAUCUAUGCUUUUGCUUCCCAUAGAUAAAAUGGGAUAGAAAUGACAUUGUAGGUUUCUGUAGUAGAUAAAUGACAGAUAUUAUUUUAUUUUUCUGAGUUGAAUGAAAUUUUCAAAAAGAUGUCAGAAAGGUACAUGCUACAGCUUUGAUGCAUUUUGAAUGUUUGUCUUUGACUUAAAAAAAAAAUUAAAUGAAAUUGUAAAAUAAGAAUAUGUCAGGAAAAAAGUAUAAAGGGAUCUGCCCUAUAAGUCAUGCAGUAAUUGCAUUUAUAUUAUAGUGACACAAUUACUAAAUAUAGUUAAGAACAGUGUUGAAGAAUAAACAAAAAUUCUUAAGUACAAGUAGAUCUUGUGUCAACUGAAUUUUAGCAUUUUUUCCCUCUAACUUUGAUGUACAUAUUAAUUUUUGUUCAUUGGCAUUUAAGACCAUUUGUCAUAUAUACCUCAAGUUUCAUUUGAAAUCCCUCCAACUUUUGGAUCAAUAAGAGCAGUAUUUAUUAAGGAAGCUCUUUCUGUAAAUUUUUGACCACUUAUUUUUUGUUUCCUAUGUUUUUUUUUAUGUAUUGUAGAUAUAUUUUUAAGCUUACUGGUAAACUUUUAUGAAUGCAGUCCUUUGUUUUAUGUUCAUUUUAGUUCACCUCUUCAUAAAAAAAAAAAAAUUGACCCCCUCCCCCAUGACUUUAAAUUAUCAUUUGUAUCCAUAUGAUUUAUUGAAUAGGGCACAUAAAUAUUAUCCUGUGAACAAAUUUACAAACCUGUGAUGGUUUAUCCAAUGUUGAUAAAAAUAGAAUAACCAUAUAAUUAUACACAACAUGAGAGGAGAGUUUAAUACAUCCACAUUUUUUUAAAAUGAUUAUUGUGAAAGGGGUGAUUUUUUUUUAAAUUUGUUCAGUUGCAUCAGCUUUUUUUCUUCUUGAAAAGAUUCUUUUUUUUUUUUAAAUUGUUAUGUAUAUGGACCCAAAAGUUUGAAGUGUUGCCGUUUUAAUUCCAUUUUAGAUUUACUCAACAUGCGAUGAAAUGAUGGUGAUUCUUGGUUUUAACCUAGUUUCUGUAUGUGUCCUUGACCUAGUUUUUUGUAGGGUUGUGAUUUUACAUGUUGUUAUGUAGUACCCUUUAGUUCAUUCCACAUUAUUUCCCACCCCUCCUCAUUUUAAAACGUUUAGUAUGUACUGUAGGGAGUUUGUUUUGUUUUCACUAUAAUAGAUCAAUGUUGUAUCCAGACAUAACGUUUUCCGGCCAAAUAUUUUUGUGACAUUUAUCGUAAGGAAUCUGACAGUGAUGUGUUAAUUGCUUGUUUGUACAUUUGUUUGUUGUAAAUUCGCAAAUUUAUUGGCCUUUUAACAUGUAAUUACAGCAAUAAUUAUUUUGCGUUUUGUUAUCAGCUAUGUGCCAAUAUACUCAUUGUGUACUAAAAUGUAUUCACUAUCUUGCUGUAAAUUGGCAUUUUGUUUUGGAUUUAUAUUUGAGAUUGAUGAAUUCAGUACAGUACUAUAUUUGGAAUCUAUUUUUUGAAAAGAAAUCUUCUUAGUUGAUUUUGUUCAAAGAUUUUGGAAAAGAAAUCUUCUCAGUUGAUUUUGUUCAAAGAUUCUGGAAAAGAAAUCUUCUCAGUUGAUUUUGUUCAAAGAUUUUGGAAAAGAAAUUUUCUCAUUUGAUUUUGUUCACAGGUGUAUGGCUCAUCAUGAUUUCUUUAUUUUGCCUUUCAAUUCUCUUUGUAAGAAAGCUUAUGUACCAGCUAAGGCUGACAUAUAAAAAGAAAAGUUGUUGAGAAAAUCAGCUGAAGAGAGCAAGAUAUUCACUAGUUUUCACAUAUAACAGUAUGACACGUUACAUAUUAAUAUUUUACAAUACAUUACAGUUCAUGUUAUGCACCUACAUUUCUAAUGUUUGAGACUAAAAUCUUCAUUACAGUAAAUGAGAGAUUAUGCAGGAUCAGCAACUUCUGAAAAUGUGCUUUGUAAAGAAAAUUAUUUUGUAUCAAAACAUUUUUUCAAGUCAUUGGGUAUCAUUGACUAUAAACUUGUGAUUUCUUAUGUGGUAAAGUUCUGAUUGUUCAAACAAGCUGCAAAAGACAGUUAUAAGUCAAAAGAUGGAGUAAACAUAAGAAAUGCACAUCUUAAUGAUAACAUCAUGUAUUACACACUGAACAUAUAAGGGCUGAAUAAGUUGUGUUGUUAUGAUAACAUUAUCAUGUGACCACCAUGUCUCCAUGCUCUAACAGGAAGUGUACACCCUGACAGAAAGUGCAUAUACUGACAGGAAGUGUAUACCCUGUUCACAACUAGUCACAGACACAUUGUAUAUUUUCUAUACUGCUGAAUGGAUACUUUUUUUUUUGCAUGUUAAUAGGUGAUUUUAUUACAGCAAUAAUUUGUUUAAGAUUUAAUUGUGUAGAAAUUUUGAUUUUACAAUAAAGAAUUUUUUAUCUCGUAAA
Molecule: messenger RNA, 3245 nt
Organism: Saccostrea echinata
Lineage: Eukaryota; Metazoa; Mollusca; Bivalvia; Ostreida; Ostreidae
Exons: 4
Coding region: 33-464 (143 amino acids)
Biological process (GO): regulation of phosphorylation
Cellular component (GO): cytoplasm
Molecular function (GO): protein serine/threonine phosphatase inhibitor activity
Source: RefSeq, a predicted model, not a curated record